GGAGAGGGAGCGAGCAGUGAAAACAAAGAUGGCGGCGCCGCCGGGUUUGGUGUCUGCAUCUGAGUCUAAGGCAGCGACAGAGGCGGCGGUGACAGCGGCUGUAGUUUCGAGGAGACGCGCGGGCGACCGAGCCCUGUGAGGCGGCGGCAGCGGCGGCGGCGGGAGCGGCGGCGCAGCGGCGGUAGCAGCGGCAGGAGCGCGCGGUGCCCCUAACCCCCUCCCCCUCGGGCGGCGGCGGCGGCAGCGGCGGGAGCGCGCCCGGCUCUGCCCGGCAGCCGCGGCGGGAUGUCCGGGGCUGAGGAGGCCGGGGGCCCGGCGGCGGCGGCGGGAGGACCCGCGGGUUCCGGGGCCGGGCCCCCGGGCGCUUCCGCCAUGGCCGUGUCAGUGUCCGUGCUGGGGGAGGCGGCCGGGCCCGGGCUCCCAGACGAGGCGGGCCUGCCCGCGGGCCGCCCGCUGCCCCUACCCGAGGCCGGCGGCGACCCAGAUGCGCCGCCCAAGAAGCGGCUGCGGGCGGCCGAGGCGGAGGCGGCGGCGGCAGCAGCGGCCUCAGCAGCGACGGCUUCGGCUUCGGCGGCCGCGGGGAGCGGGAAGCUAGAAGAGCGCCUCUACUCUGUGCUCUGCUGUACCGUCUGCCUGGACCUGCCCAAGGCCUCAGUCUACCAGUGUACUAAUGGUCACUUGAUGUGCGCUGGCUGUUUUAUCCACCUACUAGCAGAUGCCCGGCUGAAGGAGGAACAGGCCACAUGCCCCAAUUGUCGUUGUGAGAUCAGUAAGAGCCUCUGCUGCCGAAACCUGGCUGUGGAAAAAGCAGUGAGUGAGCUGCCGUCAGAGUGCGGCUUCUGCAUGCGCCAGUUCCCCCGCUCCCUCCUGGAGAGGCAUCAGAAAGAGGAGUGCCAGGACAGGGUCACGCAGUGCAAAUACAAACGCAUCGGUUGCCCGUGGCAGGGCCCCUUCCAUGAGCUGACUGUGCAUGAAGCAGAAUGCACACAUCCCACCAAGACUGGCAAUGAACUAAUGGAGAUUUUGGAUGAGAUGGACCAAACCCACAAGAAGGAGAUGCAGCUAUAUAACAGCAUCUUCAGCCUGCUCAGCUUUGAGAAGAUCGGCUACACAGAAGUUCAAUUCCGCCCGUACCGUACUGAUGACUUCAUCACACGCCUCUACUACGAGACGCCGAGGUUUACCGUGCUGAGCCAGACGUGGGUCCUGAAGGCGCGGGUAAACGACUCUGAGAGGAACCCCAAUCUAUCCUGUAAGCGUACCCUCUCCUUUCAGCUCAUCCUGAAGAGCAAGAUCAGUUCCCCCAUGGAGUGCUCCUUCCUCCUACUCAAGGGGCCCUAUGACGAUGUGAAAAUCAACCCUGUGAUCUAUCACUUUGUCUUUACCAAUGAGAACAACGAGACCGACUAUGUGCCACUCCCCAUCAUAGACUCUGUGGAGUGUAACAAACUGCUGGCUGCCAAGAACAUCAACCUAAGGCUCUUUAUAUUCCAGAUACAGAAAUAGGCAGGGCUGGGGUCAUGCUGGCAAGCUCAAGGAGAAAGAAAGCACCACUGAACCGUACUUACCUCGUCUGGGCAGCCUGCACCAGUUGCGAUUUCACACUAUAAUCGGAUCAUUUUAGAAAAAGGAGGGAGGAAACAAAAACGAAAACAAAACAACCAACCCAAACCAAUUGGAACCAAGUCUGCAUGCGUAUGCAACAGUGUAAGCAGCCACAGCCUGCCUUCUCUCUUCCCCUCUCCUAGAUACCCUGGGCCAGGGCCUUCCCCCACCAACAGCCUGCCCAGCUGCCCCCGCAGGCCAGGUCAGUGGGAAGCUAGACAGCAGUGGAGACCUCUGCGGUGCCACCCUCGUCUGCCAGGGAGCGUUUGGGAAAACUGCGAGGCAUCCCCUGUUACUCUGUUACAUUGUAGCAGAGCAGUGUUGGCUUGUUCAUGGUUAAGUGCACAAUUUCCAGAUGCAUGGGGGCUCAGGAGAUCCUGGCUGACUUUAGACAGCAUAUUUGAUUGAAAUUAAAAAGGCAACCUUGUUUCCUAUUUUUUUCUUUUGUUUGGGUGGAGAAGUCUAGCUCUGGUUUAAUAUUUGAGAAUAUUAUUUUCUUUGAUUUUAUACAUUCAGAUGGGGAAUUGGAAAGGGAAGAAAGCUGUCCAGUUUCCUUUCCCUUUUUUAUCUACUUAUCCACAGGAAAGACCAAUGGGAAUAUAAUGGUAUCUCUGAGAAACCUAACAAGGUGAAGCCCAAGUUUCUGGGGAUAGGGGCUGGAUGAUGGGGAAUGAGGGAGAUCCUCAUGAAAGGAAUCUACCAUCUCUUGCCAUCUACCUCUCAAGUAUCUGGGAAGUAGACAGAGAUGGAAGGGCUGCUUUAAGCUGUCUGAUGUGUGAAGCUGGGCCCUCCUCAUCUUUUUCCCUUCCCCUCCUCCCCCACAAGGUGUCCUGAGGCCUUUGGGAGAGACCAGCUUAAGGGUUAAGGGAGGUAACUUCAGACUGAAGAUUGAAUGGAGUAUGAUGUGACUUCUAGGCCUAGGUCCCUGGGGUGAGUUUUUGGUUAAUUUCUAGCACAGAAUCCUCAUGCUUUGUUCCCAGGGUAUUAUCUUCAGGUUAAUAUUUAUGGCACAUGGGAAUAAGCUGUUUGCUUCUCUCUUUCUCUUCCCUCCCAGCCCUACUCCAGCUCCUUCAGGGUCCCCAGAAACCUGCACUCAGAAUAAUGGAGUUCUUAAUUCAUUUUUGUAUUAUGGUCAAUCAUGAAAAAAAGGAAUACCAUGGGCCACAACGUAUUUUCAUGUUUCUUACCCUGCCUCCCGCUCCUGUCCCUUCCCACUUGCCAAAUAUAGCCCAGGCUGCAAUUCUCAUCGAGACAGGAUGAUGCCUUUGGGGCUCAACAGACAUUUUCGGAAUGCAGGGUGAAAUUCUGUCUCUUCCCAGAAUAAAAGAAAUUAACCUCUUUACAGGCUCUUCUAGCAAUUAUACAAUUUUCCAGUGUGAGAAAGAAUAUAUUUUAUAUAGUUUGUCUCUGGCAUGUUUGUGGACAGGCCCAAUAUAGCCGUUCAUCAAACUUGAAGAGUUCUACAGGGAUAUUUGCUCAACACUGUUUAGCAAAGUGAAGUAUGUGACUUAGUUGUGGAGGGAAACUGUCCUAUGGAAUUGUGGCUAGUAGAUGGUCUCUAAGAUCAGCUUAGUCCCAUCACAUUGGCCACUUUGGGACACAGUUUUGUAUUGUGUCUGUGGAAUAACUGGAUCAAUCCAAUUAUACAUCAUGUAAACACCACUGCAAGACUGUGAUACUUGUGGCUUCUAGUAAAGCUCCAAGGAAAGCCCUCUCUGCUUUGGGUUUUUCCUAGAUGUAGAUCAUCUCUUCCCAGUCUGGCAUGGUUACAUUUUUUCCUGUUGUGACCAGUGGCAAAUUGGUGAAGCUCACGUGUCAGUGACUCAGUGACCCUCAGGAGGUAAAGGCAACAUAGUCUUUUAGAGUUAGCCCCUAGGGUGAUUUGUAAGUGGUUUCCAAAAAUUGUCUUGUUGACCCUUGGGUGGGUUUUAGCUUUUGCUAGAGAUGGGUGUGAAUGUCUGUGUGUGUGGGUGUAUGGGAGUAUGUGUGUAUGUAUGUCUGUGCAUGUACACUCGAGUGUGCAUGGGGAGAAGGAGGGUGGGGGGGUGAAUGUGAGAGAAAGAGAAAGAGAAAAUGUAUGGGAGGUGGGGUAAGAGGAGGAAGGUAGAGUAUUUUUCUGACAAAGCUUUUUUUGUGGUCUGUGAUAAAGUGGCAAGGUCGAAAAGGCAAGUAUGGGAGAGCCUCUCUUUGCUUUGUACUCUCCUGAUCCCACUCCCUGCUCUCAGAGUCCCCUGAAAGCUUCCUGGAGACUGCAUACCAACAACCAUUUCUCCUUCUCCCUGCUCCCUACUCCUUGCUCUGGAAGAAUGUUACUCAUUAUAGCUUUUUUGUUGAUCAAAAACCAAAGAACCACAUUUUCUUCAGUCUUUGUCUUUCCUCUCUUCUUCCCAAAUUCUGCUUUAUACUAAGCCCACUCUUCUAUCAUCAUGUACUUUGUAAAAUUAAACCAGAUUUCAUCUUACCCCUUUGGUAAGGAGAAGUGACUAAGGUGACCAAGGUGGUGUCAAAUUAGCUUCACACAUGGAGUCUUUGAAGAGAUGUGGCAACUCUUUUUGUAGAUGGAGGUCUUUAAGGUCAAUUUCCUGCACUAUGCUUGCUCUUGGUCAGAGUCCUUCAAAGGACUAGGCAGGGAGCUAGAUACGAGUGGGACCUCUCAGGAUCUCACCACCUUAUGGUGCCAUUUGAGAACUACUGACCUUGAGAAUAGUUUAUUCUGUUCAGAGGCUAUGGAGGAAAAGCAGCAGAUCUUUCUUAGAUUUGAAAAUGAUGAAGUUUCUAUGAGCCAUGAGGCUGCAUGGAAAGGGCCCAGAUUUUCUCAAAGAAUGAUGGUCAGAUUAUAUUAGGCACCUAGAUCCUCCUUCCUCCCUUUCCCCUCCCCUAGGUAUAAUUUCCUGCCCCUUCUUUGGCUAUGGGAAUCUUGAUGUGAAACACUCCAUAAACUAUUGGGCCCAAUUAUUUUUAGCUAAGAUUGGUCCUUCAUUCUUUCAAUGUGCCUAGGUCAUCUGUGAUUAAAUUGAUGAGUAUUUGCUGCCAGUGGAGUCAAGGCUUUUCUAGAGCCCUGACUGGUAAAGUUCCAUUCGAGAUUGAGGAAAUUCCUCCACCCUAAACCACCCAAGGAUUGUGUGAGCUGCUCCUUCCCCCUGCUUUUCCCACCCUUUUCCCCCUUUGCUGUCACUAAAGAACUCUAAUCUCUUGUAUCUGUAUCUUCAGGCCCCUGUGGGACUUUUGGGAAUGAAUAUUAAGGUUUCAUUGAGUUCCAAACAUCUCCAGGAGGUGAAACGUAAGUGAAAGGAACUUCUACUAAGUGUGAAUAUGAUUGACAUCCAGGUUACAGGCUUUCUUCUGUGUAAACACAAGACAAAAUUCAGAGGACGUCAAGUAGACAUAGCUUAUCCUGUGGGGCUGAGGAAAGGCAGAGAAGAGAUAAUUUUUCUGAGUGUGCUCCCUACCUUAACCUCUCACCCUUAGGAAAUAUCAGAGGGAAUGAGGUCUUGAGGUGUUGCAGGGGAAGAGAUUUGAAAGUGAAUUUUUAAAAACACUUCCUUGAAGGCCAAGGUAUAUGCACUGGGUACAUGAAAGCCCAGGCUUUUAGCUUUUAAAGUAAAAAUUCUGUUUAGGCAAGUUUCUGGUUUUGCCAAUAAUAUCCCUCACCAUCUCUCUCACCCCAUAUGCCUCCCUUCCUUCUGCAAAGAAGGAAUUCCUUAAACCCUUCAGCAUUGUCCUCCUAUACCAUCAGAUACUCAGGUAAAAUCCAGUGUUAACCCAGCUGCUAAUUCGAAUGGGCUAAUUUCAGGUGGCAUAAAGGUGGGUAUGUGGGUGUGCUUGGAUAUGCAAGGGUGUGUGUGUAUUAUCAAUAAUGGGAAGGACAUUCUUGUAAGCUGAUAUUCUGAGGAGUACUAUCUACUGUCUGUUGAGUGUUGAUCACCUGUUAAAAGAGUGUGGGGAGCAAGACAGAAUUCUUGGUUUGGGUUUCCAGAUGAGGAGCAGCCAUCCUUUGAUGGGGAGCAGCCAUGUAGUCCAUUCACUGUUAUUGUUGUCUCUACCCUUCCUUCCACCCCGACUUCUUCAGGUAUGAUUAACUUGGCUACUGUGUAGUACAGGUGUGGAUACCAUUGCAUGGAUUAAUGAAUUCUUGUUGACUUUUGGGGGUUGACUCUUGUCAGACUUUGUACCAGAUUACCUUUUUGGUUAAAUCUUAUCAGGGGCAAAGAGAGAGUAGUGGAUGGAUAGGAGCUCAUAACGGAUGGGACUAGCAAGAGUAGGAAAAGGUAUGGUCUCGCUGUAGUAUCUAGGAAUGAAUACACUGGCCUCUCAUGAAGGCACUGUUUCUCUGGUUUCUUGAGUGACUAUUAUAUGUAAUUCAAAACACCUGAUAGGAGAAAGAUCCGUCCUCUUGGUAUUCUCUGGAGAGUUUUUAUGUCCUCUUGUUUUUUGAGGAUCAAGAAGUUUUGCCCAGGAAAAAAUGGGGACAUACAAAUGAUCUUGUAAUAACUAGAUGGAUCUUCAGUGCUGCUGUUACUGUUAAUGUAUGGUACAUGGGAGUGGAAAGUAAAAGGAUGGUAGUAAAAAAAACAAUCUGACAUUCUAACAUGUUCACAUGUUCACUUGUCACCGUGUAGAGCUGAUAAAACAUGGAUCAAGGGAGAGGGAUCAGAGUAGUCAAAUGGGUGGCUCCCAUGCAGGGAGGAUAAAAUUUUGAUAAUCUAGAGGAAAGCUAGUUAGUUCCUUUUACCUUACCUGGUAGUUCAUUGAACCCUAGAAAUGUUGUACUAGAACUCUAUUUUGAUGAGUCUUAUCACAUGAAUUUAAAUGAUAAAUGAUGCCCCCAUCCCUGACUUUCCACAUUGUAGGUGUUUCUUACUAUGUGCCUUGACAGUCCACCAGAAUUCCAGAUGGCCAGUUAGACUGGACAGAGUGGCAUCCCAAUAGUAUGAUAAGAUGUCACUCUCUCCUCCUACCCUCAAUAGGAUGGGCUUUGUGGUGUCUGAUAACAUCCUGUCAUGGGAACAGCUACAGGUCUUUCUGUGUGUGUGUAUGUGUGUGUGUGUGUGUGUGUGUGUGUGUGUGUGUGUAGUGUGUUUAUGUCUUUAUGCAGUUUAGCUUCCAGAAGGCUCUGCUAUGUGAUAAAGAGGGGGACCAGUAUUCCCUGUUCUUCACUGCCUUCCCCAAUUCCCACCCAGCUCAUGAGUAACAACACAACCUUCCUUUCCACAGAGAACUCUGAAUAUGUUGUCUAAAGCCUCCUGUUGAGGGUAAGAGCAGGAUCCUAUAUUUGGUUGAAUUGAGGAGGGGAGGGGAUGACAACUAAGGUUGGAUGUGAGCUCAGGGUGAGAAAGUCAGGAAGUUGUCAUCUCAGUAAGAAACAUAGCAAUUUCCAGGAGACUUGUCUGGUUGAUUUUGUUUUUUAAAUGCUUUGCCAAACUGGCACUGGUGACAGGAAGUAUUUUUCUAGUCUCCAGCCAAGGCCCCUUCUUUUGGAAGGUGUGUGUGUGUGUGUGUGUGUGUGUGUGUGUGUGUGUGUGUUUGUGCACACCUGUCUGUCAGUGAUGGUCCAAAAGAGAAUUGUAAAUAAAUCAUGAUGUUUUUACAUAGCCUUUCUCCAUAGUCACCAAACAGCCCCUGCUUCCUCCCCUUUCCUCUUCUACUCCCCAAUAUUUUCCUCUGGUUUCCCUAGGCCCCCAUGGCCCUUAUAAUGUUCAUACACAGCAGCUGAGCCUUACUGCCUGGUUCUGAACUGGGCAUCUUGAAAGAUUGUAGCAAGUGUCUCGUGCCCCAAUGGGAGACGGGCAGAUCACAAACCUCCUUGCAGUAUUCACUGUGGGUAAUUUAUUUAACUAGUGAAUGUAGAUUAAAGUAAUUAAAACGAAGAGAAACUAAUGCUUUGUCUGCGGGAUCAUGUGUCCUCCUUGUAUCCUAACCUGAUUUUUAAUUUGUCGUCUUGUUCUUUUGAGGCUCUCCUCUGAGGGCCUAGUAGAGAGCCAGUGGCAUGGGGGAAGGGAUCAGGGACAGUGCUGUCAGAGUGGAUACAGGGGGAGAAGAACUGAUCGAGGAAACUCUGGAGGUCUUAAGUCCAGAUGGAAGGGCAGAGUGGAUCUUUAGGAGGCCUAUUUUAGUACUGGACUCCAGUGACUUCAGAAGUAGGGGAGGAAGCUUGGGGCUGGGGUUUUAUUAGGGGCUCAGCCAUCCAUCUCUUCCCCCUCCCUUCCCUCCUUCUCCCUCCUUUCUUCUCCCCAUUUCCCUUCUUCCCCUUCCACAAGCACUACAUCCUUUGAUUCACUUAAAAUGAGAAAUUUACAGAAAUAAUAAUUUUUAAACAAAGCAAGAGAAGUGUUUUUAACGCUGUUGGGAAUGAUUCAUUAUGUUACUUUUGUGGUCUGCGUUCUGUUUGGAUAUUUUCUGUAUGUAACUGUAGUUUAAAAAAAAAAAUUGCCAAACUA
Molecule: messenger RNA, 8042 nt
Organism: Sarcophilus harrisii (Tasmanian devil)
Lineage: Eukaryota; Metazoa; Chordata; Mammalia; Dasyuromorphia; Dasyuridae
Gene: ZFTRAF1
Product: cysteine and histidine-rich protein 1
Exons: 4
Coding region: 286-1506 (406 amino acids)
Cellular component (GO): nucleus
Molecular function (GO): zinc ion binding
Source: RefSeq, a predicted model, not a curated record